AUGAAAAAACUCUAUUCUUCAAUCAAACCGUCAGUGCCUUUGUUGACGACUACUUCAAGAGCUGAAGGACUGAUCGGUUGUAAAUUUCAAAGAUCUUCUCGCCGCAACUUUCAUCAAUCUGUUUCUCCUAUGAAACAUUUACAUCAUCAAACGAGUAGUCCGAAUGUAUUAUCGGAUGAAUGUAGACUUCUUUGUAAAAUAGUAGCCUUUGCAACGAAAGGAGAUUAUCAUGCAUUGAGUGAUGAAUUUCAAGGAUUGUUGGAAAUGAAUGAUCAGAUUGCAGCCAAUGCUCAUACUCAUCAUCGUCAACAUGAAGAACAUUCAAAAGCCUAUCAUUGUAAAAUAUUAAUUCCGAUGGCUGUAGAACUUGUCUCUCAAACUCAUGUCUUCAUUGGCUUUCCUAAAGUGUUGAACGCUUUGUCUGCCAUGAAAAAGACUUUUAUUGGUAGUAGUAGUAACGAUAGGCAUCAUCUCACACGAAAUGAAAAUGAUUGGCUUCAUCUAUGCACACCAUUGGACGGUGAUUUGUUAUUCAAGAGUGUUUUUGUUCGUGAAGAGCUUGGAGUUGAAGCAAUGAAGCAAAUUUAUGGAGAAAAGAAUUAUCUGAAAUUGGUAGAUAAGACUUUUUCUCUUCAUCCUAUUUUGCAUCAACUAUUAGUCACUCAUGGUUACGGAAAUGUAUUGCAAAAUAGAUUUCAUGUAUUUCUUGCAUUGAGAGAGCUGUGCUCAGUUGUGAGUUUGUGUUAUUCUGCUGACACGACAGCUCCACAAUUAGUUGCUCAUAUGAAAGGAUUUUCUCGAGUGUACUCGGUCGAUGAGAAAGAUUACACAAUUCACAUCAAGAACAGAAACACUCAUACUCAAUUAGGCACCUCAGAUAGAGAUUUAAUUGUUAAAGGUUGUUUGAGAGACGCCUUUGAUUUAGCGUCAGAAAUUUAUGGAAAAGAAACAACCCAACAUAUGGGAAAACUUUGGGAAAAUUAUGAAACUUCAAAGUACACUCUUUAA
Messenger RNA from Naegleria fowleri, 1008 nucleotides. RefSeq lists its product as uncharacterized. The transcript has a single exon. The coding region runs from base 1 to 1008 and encodes 335 amino acids. Lineage: Eukaryota; Heterolobosea; Eutetramitea; Acrasida; Naegleriidae. The record is from RefSeq and is a predicted model, not a curated record.